UAUCAAUUAUUUUGAAAUCGAUUAUUUUUCUUUAGUUUUCUAUUGUUUUUACAGAUUUUUCAACUUGUUUCUUACUCCUUUUUAAACAAUAAAUAGUAUAACUUAUGUUAAUUUUAUCCAUGUUAAGUAUCAAAUUCGUUGGUUUUCAUUGAAAAUUUAAAUUUGAACACCUUGGGGUUCAUUUGGGGGGGGGCCUUAGGCACUUAGCCCCCCAAGUCCACCAAAUUAUCACCUAUCCGUCCUAUCCUCUAAGUUUUGACAGACAAACGCCCUUGUUAUAUUAUAUGAAUAAUUAUUAUUAUAUUAAAGGCGCGCCGGAUACGGUACUGUUCGACGCGAGCCUGGUGGCGUCGUACGAUGAGGUGUUGGACGCGGAAUGUGACGAGGAUUGCGAUCUCGAUUGCUUGGUGACUGUAACCGAGGCCGGUCGUCGCGCGGCAUAUAACGCGUUUCGCAACGUGCCGGAAGCGCGCGUUGCGCAGAACCUGUAUCUGUGCGCGUGCGUCGAGCUCAAGCACAGGACUGUGGACACGGACGACGACAUCAUCGAGCAGACCGCCGAGUUCUGGCUGGACGUUGGUAAUGACGACAUCAAGGUAAAGGUUUGUAAAACAUUUUUCGCCCGCACCCUGGGACUGCCGGACUCGCGACUGGAGGCACUGCUGGAGCCUGACACCUUCGAAUGGUUCUCGAGAUACCGUGACUAUAGCAGAUCCUCCGGCGACUGCGGCGAAGGCGAUAUCGAUGAUGACGAAGACUAUGACGAGAAUCACGGGCAUCGACGACGGCGUUAUGCGAACGGCGGGGUCUGUGAUGACGACGAAAUACCUUGCGCAGAUUUCGUGCUAAAUUCCAGAAAAUAUUUGGACAAAAAAAAUUCGGCAUUCGUUGAAGAAACAGAUUCGGACGUAGAAGUAUACUUGGACGGAAUAACGCAUUCAGCUUACAAUAAUGUGAUAAAUUAUAUUCAAACUAUACCGAGAGUGGUGAGUACUUGGAUAAGCCAAGAAAACAGCGAAGAAACGUUCAAAUUCGAGUGUAGUAUUAAUUGGCAUUUUUUGUAUUUAAAUUAUUUAAAAAAAAUCAAGAAUAAAAAUAAAGUGAACGAAAAGCAGUUUAAAAAAAUAUACAAUAGAUAUGUUAAAAAUAGUUUUAUGGCAUAAUGUCGAUUAAUAUUUUUAUU
This is a messenger RNA of Rhopalosiphum padi (bird cherry-oat aphid), 1183 nucleotides long. RefSeq lists its product as uncharacterized. The coding region runs from base 285 to 1163 and encodes 292 amino acids. Lineage: Eukaryota; Metazoa; Arthropoda; Insecta; Hemiptera; Aphididae. The record is from RefSeq and is a predicted model, not a curated record. The transcript has 2 exons.